GGCGGGGCCAGGGCCACGGGCGCGGGCUGUCCAGUCUGCGCUUGACCCGGCCGCAGCGCAGCCGCAGUGCCCGUGCGCGCCCCUGUGUCCGGAAGCCCGCCGCGGCCUCCCGGGCUCUCCCAAGCCGGCCUGUCCUCCCGGAUUAUUCGGGCCUCUGAGGACGGUACCCACAGCCCGAGGAGCACGCUGACAGAUCUCCUGGGCCACUGGGUGACCCUAGAACAUGGCAGGGAAGAAAGUGCUCAUCGUCUAUGCGCACCAGGACCCCGGGUCGUUCAACGCGGCCCUGAAGAAGGCGGCCGUGGAGGAGCUGAGCAAACAGGGCUGCCUGGUCACCGUGAGCGACUUGUACGCCAUGGACUUCGAGCCGAGGGCCACGAGGAAGGAUUUCACGGGCCCCCUCUCUGACCCCGAGCACUUCAACUACGGGCUGGAGGUUCCCCGGGCAUACCAGCAGAAGGCGCUGAGCCGUGACAUCACGGCGGAGCAGGAGAAGGUGCGGGACGCGGACCUGGUCAUCUUCCAGUUCCCCCUGUACUGGUACAGUCUCCCCGCGAUCCUGAAGGGCUGGAUGGACCGGGUGCUGUGCCAGGGCUUCGCCUUCGACUUCCCGGGUUUCUUUGAAUCAGGAUUUCUCAAGGGGAAACGGGCCGUGCUCUCCAUCACCACGGGCGGCUCGGCCGACAUGUACUCCAAGACCGGCAUCAGCGGGGACAUUCGCUGCUACCUGUGGCCCAUUCAGCACGGCACCCUGCACUUCUGCGGCUUCCACGUCCUGGCCCCGCAGAUCAGCUUCGCCCCUGGCUAUGCGUCCCAGGAGGAGCGAGCGGGCCUGGUGGCGGCGUGGGCGCGGCGGCUGGCGGCCAUCUGGGAGGAGGCGCCCAUCGACUGCACGGCCGCCUGGUACUUCGGGCAGUAGCCCCCGACGGCCCCUGACAGCCCUGGGACAGUGUGCCCAGUCGCGGCCACUUCACCACUGCCUGCCUGUCCCGGUUUCCUGUGCUGGUGGUGGGUCCUCGGCCUCUUCUCUCCUGCCCUUGCUCGGGGCACCUGGGCACUCAGCGGCAGGGCACUGCCCUGGGUCCGACCCGGAGACCAGCGAAAAAUCAGACACGUUUCCUGCCGCCCCCUCCAGCCCCCGCGGGCAGUGUCGGCUCCACGCCCUUCUCUGGACCGGACCUGGGUCCGUGGAGUUUCUCUCGCCCUGGACUCUGCAGUUCCUUCUCACGCUGCGUGCUAGUGCUUUAGUGCUGGGCUUGGAGUCAAUUUUUUUAGCAUCCUUUUAUUCGGGGGGUUGUGGGGCUUGCUGCUGGCUCUGCACUCAGGGAUCACCCCUGGCCGUGUUCAGAGGGCCAUAUGGGGUGCUGGGGAUCAAACAUGGAUCAACCGUGUGCAAAGGCGAACGCCCCCCCACCCCCGCUGUGCUAUCGCUCCCACCCCAUGAAUUUGAAUAGCCAAUGAAUGUUUUCAUUGCAGUUAAUUUUUUGAAUAGCCAAAUAAAUUCUUUUUCAUUGAGUA
Messenger RNA from Sorex fumeus (smoky shrew), 1518 nucleotides. Its product is annotated as ribosyldihydronicotinamide dehydrogenase [quinone]-like. Gene Ontology annotation, molecular function: NAD(P)H dehydrogenase (quinone) activity. The transcript has 7 exons. Lineage: Eukaryota; Metazoa; Chordata; Mammalia; Eulipotyphla; Soricidae. Gene Ontology annotation, cellular component: cytosol. The record is from RefSeq and is a predicted model, not a curated record. Bases 224 to 919 code for a protein of 231 amino acids.